Dipodomys ordii (Ord's kangaroo rat) is the source of this 939-nucleotide messenger RNA. Its product is annotated as olfactory receptor 6C2-like. The coding region runs from base 1 to 939 and encodes 312 amino acids. Lineage: Eukaryota; Metazoa; Chordata; Mammalia; Rodentia; Heteromyidae. The record is from RefSeq and is a predicted model, not a curated record. The transcript is spliced from 2 exons. Gene Ontology annotation, biological process: G protein-coupled receptor signaling pathway. Gene Ontology annotation, molecular function: olfactory receptor activity; G protein-coupled receptor activity. Gene Ontology annotation, cellular component: membrane.
AUGAUGAGAAAUUACACCGUCACAACGUUCCUCCUCCAGGGCCUGACUGAUGACCCACAACUGAAGGUUGUGCUCCUCAUCUUUCUGUGUCUCACCUACAUGCUGAGUGUCACCGGAAACCUCACCAUCAUCUUUCUCACCACCGUGGAUCCACAACUGAAAACUGCCAUGUACUAUUUCCUACAAAAUUUCUCCUUCUUAGAAAUUUCAUUCACAUCUGCUUGUAUGCCCAGAUACCUGUACAGCCUAUCAACAGGGGACAAGACAAUUACAUACAACAGUUGCAUCACUGAAAUUUUUUUUACUGAUCUUUUUGCUGUAACAGAAUUCUUUCUGCUGGCCACCAUGUCCUAUGACCGNUAUGUGGCCAUCUGCAAACCCCUGCAUUAUGUGACCAUCAUGAACAGCAGGGUCUGUAGGAGACUCGUCCUUUGUUGCUGGGUGGCUGGUUUGUUGAUUGUAUUCCCACCACUUACAUUGGUCCUAAAUCUGGAAUUCUGUGACUCUAAUGUCAUUGACCAUUUUGGCUGUGAUGCAUACCCCCUCCUGAAGAUCUCAUGCUCAGAAACAUGGCUCAUAGAGCAGAUGCUUAUAGUCUGUGCUGUGUUAACUUUUGUCAUGACCCUGUUAUGUGUAGUUCUAUCUUAUAUAUACAUCAUUAAGACCAUUCUACAAUUCCCUUCUGCCAAGCAAAAGAAAAAGGCCUUUUCCACCUGCUCUUCCCACAUAAUCGUGAUUUCCAUCACCUAUGGCAGUUGCAUCUUCAUCUAUGUGAAGCCUUCAUCCAAGGAUUCAAUGGCUGUCAACAAGGGUGUGACCAUCCUCACCACCUCUAUCGCUCCUAUGCUGAACCCCUUCAUUUACACCUUAAGAAACAAGCAGGUGAAACAGGCCUUCAGUAACACAGUCAAAAGAAUUUCACUGUUCUUCAGAGAGUAA